AAAAGCCUUUCUGCUUCAUGAAUUAAAUUAAACCAAACUCCAUCUCUUCUUCUAGACUGUACAUUUCUUAAUAUUCCAUCCAUCACUCAAAAGGCAAAAAGAAAAAAGAAAAAAAAUCUAUCCUUUCUCUAUCUUUUUUGCCUUUCUUCUUCUUGAAAACCAGUGCAUGCUUUUGUUUUGAGCGAGCUUUGCUUUUUGAUGUCUAUGCCCUUAGAGCAUGAUUACAUAGGCAUAUCAUCUGAGGUUUCUUCAAUGGAAAACAACUCUGGUACUGAUACAAUAAACAUCUCUACCACUGCUUCUAAAGGUCUUAACUUGAAAGCUACUGAGUUAAGACUCGGGUUACCCGGGUCCGACUCACCAGAGAGAGGUAAUGAGAAUCAACAACUUGGUUUUUCCUUAAACAACAACAACAAUAGCAAAGACAAGAGCUUUGUGUCUGGGGCUAGGAGGGGUUUCUCUGUUGCCAUUCAUGGUGGCUCUGCUAACUGGGUUUUCUCUGGGAAUGCCGGAUCUGACCCGAAUUUUUCUCUUCGAGGUGCUAAUUCUGGAAAAGAAGGGUUCCCUCACUCAUCGAAGCCUGUUGUGCAGGAGAACAAGAGUCAGGUUGAUGGUGCUAACACUAAUGGCCAUGGGGCUGCUCCUGCUUCUAAGGCACAAGUUGUGGGAUGGCCACCAAUUCGCUCAUUUCGAAAGAAUACAAUGGCUUCUCAUCUUUCAAAGAAUGAUGAUGGUGCAGAAGUCAAGUCAGGAUCAGGGUGUUUGUAUGUCAAGGUCAGUAUGGAUGGCGCCCCUUAUCUGAGGAAAGUUGAUCUGAAAACAUUUGGCAGCUACAUGGAACUCUCUUCGGCACUAGAAAAGAUGUUUAGCUGCUUUACAAUAGGCCAGUGUGGCUCUCAUGUAGUUCCUGGCCAAGAUGGGUUGAGUGAGAGUCGAUUAAUGGAUCUCCUGCAUGGUUCAGAAUAUGUUCUCACCUACGAAGACAAAGACAAUGAUUGGAUGCUUGUUGGUGACGUGCCUUGGAAGAUGUUCACCGACUCUUGUAGAAGGCUGAGGAUUAUGAAGGGUUCAGAGGCAAUUGGCCUUGCCCCAAGAGCCAUGGAGAAGUGCAAAAGUCGUAACUAGUAUGAUGUGUUCUCUAGAUGGAUCAAAUCCUCUGUGCAAAAGAUAAUGCAGGUUGCUAUAUUCCAUCGUUGAAAGCCUUUAACGGGUCUCAGAUACCGGUCCCCUGUUUCUUAUUUGCGUAUGAAUAUCGUACCAAGACUUGUAUAAUAAAUCUCUUGUAGGCUAGACACUAUCAGGUUUUAUAGGAUUGUCCGCUCACUUGUAUUCUGAAUUCUGGAUGAUCUAGCUACGAUAUUCUGUAUAAAAUGGUCUGACUGUUACAAAA
Molecule: messenger RNA, 1390 nt
Organism: Populus trichocarpa (black cottonwood)
Lineage: Eukaryota; Viridiplantae; Streptophyta; Magnoliopsida; Malpighiales; Salicaceae
Product: auxin-responsive protein IAA27
Exons: 5
Coding region: 199-1125 (308 amino acids)
Biological process (GO): regulation of DNA-templated transcription
Cellular component (GO): nucleus
Molecular function (GO): protein binding
Source: RefSeq, a predicted model, not a curated record